GCCACGAAUACGAUUGUCCAAUAUUCCAAACUAUGUGAACUUCACGACAGGUUUGUCCUUGGUGCUUAGGGCUUAUAACAGACAUGAACCAGUUGGGGAUAUCAGAGAUUUUGACAUUUCAGUUCAGACAAUGUUAUUGUUGACCAAGAAGGAUACACAUUACAAAAGCAUCUGAAGGGCACUUAAAGGAGUUGCUUUGCUUAGUGGUGGAGUCCUCUGAGGCUCACUUUGGAGCCACCACAAAGAAAAUGCCGCUAUGUCCCAAAGAAGAAGCACUUGUUAAACUCUUCUACAAUGUCUCUAGCCCUUUCCAGCUUCUCUUCCUCAUUCUCUUCUCCUCUGCCGUUUUCCUUGUCACCUUCUUAACCUUCACAGGCAGAUUCCCCUUAAUCCAAAGGGAUCAAGAAUAUGAAUAUGUGUAUACCGAGGAUGAAGAAGAAGAGGAAGAAGAAACUCAAGAAGGGUAUUCUUGUGUUGAUUCUACUGACAGAUUAGAAGUAACUUGUGGCAAGGAGACUCGUGUGUUUCUGCACAAUGAGGGGCAUCAGAGGACUCAUUCUUAUUCGGAAGAAUUCAUAAGCCCCGAGGAGAGCUUGAAUGAAGAGUCAGAAGAAAAGCAUUAUUCUGAAACGUUGUCUCUCCAUAACUCAGCACAAGUUUCUGACUUCGAAAAUGAAGAAGCGGAAACGGUUCAAGUAGACUUUCCAGCAAGAGAUGCCGAUUCUGCCCAGGUUGAAAGAAGGACCACCUCUCCCAUCAACCUCACCGCAUACAAAAGAAACAAAAACCGUGACGACGAUCAUGUUAGCGUUGAAAUUAUUAAAAACAAGAAGGUGCAAGAGACAAACCUUGCAAGGGAUGAGAGAUUCUUUGUUUUUGCUUCUACCCAAUUGCAGAGUAAGAAGUUAAUGAUUGAAGAGAGGGAUGAUGAGUCCUCGAAAUGGAAGAGCUCCAUCAUUGGCAGGGAUUCUGAUACUGAAGACGCAUUUUCUUCUUCAUCAAGAAGAAGUUGCCCCAAGUGGGAAUCAUACACAUUGUUCCAAAAAUAUGAUGAAGAGAUGGCAAUCCUAGACAGAAUUAGUGCACAGAAACAUCAUGAAACUGAGUCAUUAAGGUCCAUCCAAAUGUCUCCAAGAUCAAUGUCAGAGCGUAUUGUGUACAAGUUUCAAAAUGUAAAUAAAAAGCCCGCUGAGGUUGGUCACAACCCAUAUCGUGAACUAGAGGCUGCAUAUGUUGCACAAAUUUGUUUAACAUGGGAAGCCCUUAGUUGGAACUACAAAAAUUUUCGUUCCAAACAUGCCUCACGCCAGGAUCAUGAUACCGGUUGUUCUGCCACCGUUGCACAGCAAUUCCAGCAAUUUCAGGUUUUGUUACAGAGAUACAUUGAGAAUGAGCCUUAUGAGCAUGGCAGGAGACCUGAGAUCUUUGCUAGAAUGAGGCUUUUGGCACCAAACUUGCUCCUAGUGCCAGAAUAUCAAGAUUUAGAGGAGGAUCAGAAGGAUGGUGGUUUUCAAUGCAAAAUAUCAUCAGCUUCAUUUCUAAAGAUAAUGGAGGACGGGAUCAAGACAUUCAUGAAUUUUCUGAAGAAUGAUAAAGAGAAACCCUGUCAGAUCCUUGCAGCCUGCUUUAGGAGAAACCAAAGAGGCACGGUUGAUCCAGCACUACUCCGACUAAUGAAGAAGGUUAAUCAAAAGAAGAGGGUGAAGGUUAAGGAUCUUAACCAUGCAGGGAAAUGCUUGAGGAAGAGAAAGUUAAAGGUGGAAAAGGAUAUGGAUAUUUUGAUGGCACUCAUAGACCUAAAAGUGGUGUCAAGGGUUUUAAGAAUGCAUGACUUAAGUGAAGAGCAGUUGCACUGGUGUGAGGAGAAGAUGAGCAAAGUGAGAAUCAUGGAAGGGAAACUUCAAAGAGAUUAUUCCACCCCACUUUUCUUCCCCUCACAUUGACCCCUCCAGAUGGUAUAAUUUGGUGACUGGAUGAUGAUUAUACUUAACUGCACCAGAGGAAUAUCCGAAUAUGCACAGCACUCUUCUGUAUUGUUAGAUUAAAGAAAAUGGAGCUGCCCUGCAAAUCAAAAUAAAAAAACAUGUUGAUUGUGGAGCCUAAAAUUCAGAGAAAAGAGAUAGAGAUGAAUGUUUAUGUUGUUGAUGCAUUUUGAAGGUAAAAGAUCAGAGCCAAAUCAAGUAUCUACGUUUGAUUUGAGCUGAAUCAAAAGAAGAAUGAACAAGGCUGCAACUGUGCCACACAUGAAAGUUGAAUAAAACCAUAGUCUUAAGGAGAAAUAAAUAGAGAAAAUAAUACGAACCAAUGGCAGGCCUAACUGUCUACAAGUUACUUGUAAAAUUAAAUUUACAGCAGCAUACAAUACGUUAUAAGAAAUUAACAAUAAGAAUUUUUAGGAGUAUUCAAAAUUGUAUAUUGACAUUCAAGUUCUAGUUGACUCCAAAAUACAAUAAAUCAUGUCUCU
This is a messenger RNA of Glycine soja, 2464 nucleotides long. RefSeq lists its product as uncharacterized. The record is from RefSeq and is a predicted model, not a curated record. The transcript is spliced from 6 exons. NCBI's taxonomy places the organism in Eukaryota, Viridiplantae, Streptophyta, Magnoliopsida, Fabales, Fabaceae. The coding region runs from base 249 to 1943 and encodes 564 amino acids.